CACGUUAAAAAUUAAAAGUAAAACUAAAAGUAAAUUAAAAAUUAUCAGUGAAAACCGUUUGAAGAUACCACCAAAAUUAAAUAACUAUUAAAAUUUAUAUUCGCCAUGGAAGUUGGAGUUACUCUGAACAACGAACUUGAGUCUCAGAUUGCGGAAGCAUUUUGCAUCUUCGACACGCACGGUGAUAAGUAUAUUGAUACCCGCAAUGUUGGCCACGUCCUCCGAUUCUUGGGCUGUGUGCCCUCCGAGAAGGAGGUCCAAGAAGUCAUCAAGGCCACCGAGUCCGUGGAUUAUCCGGGGGAGUCCCAUUUAACCAAGUUUGUGACCCACGUCUCCCAACUGCUCAUGGAUCGCCAAAUGGAACCAGCCUCGACAGAAAAGCUUUUAGAGGCCUUUGAGAUCUUAGAUCCAGAAAACAAGAAGUAUCUGACCAAGGAGUAUUUCGGCAAACUGAUGGCAGAGGAAGGCGAACCUUUUACCCAAGAAGAACUGAAGGCUAUGUGGCCAGUUGCCAUUGAUCCAAUUACUGGAAACAUUCCAUUUACCUUCUACAUCAACCAACUAAAGCACAAGGCCAAAAUCUAUGACAUCGCCGAGGUUAUUAAGGAGGAAUUGGCCCAGGCAGAAAGAGAAAAGGGAAAGAAGCCCCAACAAACAUUGUUUUAGCUGCGGAGGAAAAAAUAUUUAAUUUGAAAUUUAAAUCUUGUUAAUAAAAACGAUUUUUUUCUAAUUUUUUAUACAAUUUAAA
This is a messenger RNA of Drosophila rhopaloa, 748 nucleotides long. Its product is annotated as dynein regulatory complex protein 8. The record is from RefSeq and is a predicted model, not a curated record. The transcript is spliced from 4 exons. Gene Ontology annotation, molecular function: calcium ion binding. Lineage: Eukaryota; Metazoa; Arthropoda; Insecta; Diptera; Drosophilidae. The coding region runs from base 106 to 666 and encodes 186 amino acids.